Nothobranchius furzeri (turquoise killifish) is the source of this 3112-nucleotide messenger RNA. It is a transcript of the gene rbm25b, whose product is annotated as RNA binding motif protein 25b. Gene Ontology annotation, cellular component: spliceosomal complex. The record is from RefSeq and is a predicted model, not a curated record. NCBI's taxonomy places the organism in Eukaryota, Metazoa, Chordata, Actinopteri, Cyprinodontiformes, Nothobranchiidae. Gene Ontology annotation, molecular function: mRNA binding. Gene Ontology annotation, biological process: mRNA processing; regulation of alternative mRNA splicing, via spliceosome.
GUAUACACUCUGGUGCACAAAACAAGCGCGCCAGUACUCUUGCUCCUAAAGCGCGUGCGUCAAACUUUUCGAGGGCCCGCGACCAGCUAGCGUGCUAAUCAGGCGUCCAGAACGUUAGCUAUUAAUUCACUAUCAUUAACAUUUUUAGUGGAUUUUAUCUCAUCAUACGCCACCUGGUUGAGUGGCCACAUUCACCCUCAAAAUGUCCUUCCCUCCUCAUUUAAAUCGACCGCUGUUGCCCCCACCUGGGAUUCCUCCUCAGUAUGCUGGCUUCCCCACAGCUCCUAUGAUCCCUGUCCACAUGGGCAUCAUGGCCCCCACCCCUGCAGUCAUGGUCCAGUCUGUUCCAGUCCUCAGUAAGCCUCCCAUGCCAAAGAAAGACUAUUCUGCUCUGCGAGCCAAAGAUGAAGAGAGUAGUGGACCUAUCACCACCGUGUUUGUGGGGAACAUUUCAGAGAAAGCUUCAGACAUGCUCAUCAGACAGUUGCUGGCGAAAUGUGGUAUUGUUUUGAGCUGGAAGAGAGUCCAAGGAGCCUCUGGCAAACUUCAAGCUUUUGGUUUCUGUGAAUACAAAGAGCCAGAGUCCACCCUGCGAGCCCUGCGGUUGCUUCAUGACCUGCUGAUUGGAGACAAGAACCUGCUAGUGAAAGUAGAUGCAAAGACUAAAUCUCAGCUGGAUGAGUGGAAGGCCAAGAAAAAGGCAGCCAAUGGGACUAAGAAGGCAGAGGGAGAAGAUGAGGAAGAAGAGGUCCUUGAUGAGGAGACAAAGAAGAGGGAUCAGACCGUCCAAGAGCUUAUUGACGGGUUGAUGCGUGAAUAUGCUGCAGAACUCAACGCACCCUCCCAGGAUGAAGAGUCCCAGCGGCGAAAGAGAAAAAAGGAAAAGAAAGAGGAGGAUGACAUUAACACUAUUGACAUCGAAGAGGACAAGAGAGACCUGAUUUCCAGAGAGAUUAGUAAAUUUCGUGACACUCACAAGAAACUAGAGGAGGAGAAAGACAAGCGGGAGAAGGAGCGGGUGGAGUUUGAACGAGAACGGAGGGAGCGGGAAAAAGAACGAGAGCGGGAAAGAGAACGGCGGGACCGCGAGCGGGAGAAAGAGCGAGAACGGGAACGAGAGCGGGAGAGAGAGCAAGAGCGGUCAAGAGACAGAGACAAAGACCGUGAUCGCAGGACCAGAGAGAGGGAGCGGGGGCGAGAGUUGGACAAGGGCCGUGACAGGAGCGCCGACCGCAGCCAAUCAAGGGAGUUGAGUCGGGACAGAGAGAAGAAGCGGGACCAAGAGGAUGAAGAGGAAGCCUACGAACGCAGGAAACUGGAGAGGAAACUCAGGGAUAAGGAAGCAGCAUACCAGGAACGUCUAAAAAACUGGGAGCUGAGGGAGAGGAAAAAGGCCAGAGAUUACGCCAAGGAGGCUGAGCGAGACGAUGAACGCAGGAGAGAAAUGGUCAAAGAAGGCAAACGGUUGAAAGAGUUUCUUGAGGACUAUGAUGAUGACCGAGAUGAUCCCAAGUACUACAGGGGCAGUGCGCUGCAGAAACGUCUCAGAGACAGAGAGAAGGAGAUGGAGGCGGACGAGCGUGACAGGAAGAGAGAGAAGGAGGAGCUGGAGGAGAUCAGACGGAGGCUGUUAGACGAGGGACAUCCAGACCCAGACGCAGAGCUACGCAGGAUGGAGGAGGAGGAGGAGGAGCGUCUGAGACAGCCUCCCAUCAUCCAGGAACCUGAGCCCGAGGAGCCACGGGAGCGCCACAGGAGUUCACGGGAACACCGGGAACGUAGACAAGAGCAGGAGAAAACCGAAUCCCACUCACGACCUAGUCACUCUGAAGAGGAGGUAGAGGAGGGUGAGGAUGAAGAUUAUGACAAUGGUGAAGAAAACCUUGACGUGAAGCCACCGCAGUUGAAGCCCACAAUGCGGCCCAUAACAGCGGCACCCUCGGUUUCAUCAGCAAGUGGCAACGUGUCUCCCAACACUCCUGGAGACGAGUCCCCGUGUGGCAUCAUCAUUCCUCAUGAAAACUCACCUCCUGACGCUCUGCCACAGGAUGAAAACCGGCCGAAGAUCGGCCUCAGCCUCAGACUGACUGCUACCGUAAGCCCCAGCCAGCCUAACGCAGGCAAGAGGAAGAAGCUUCCAGUGGACAGCGUCUUCAACAAGUUUGACGACGAAGAGGCAGAUGAACAGCCACGCAAACGUAAGCUGGUGCCCCUGGACUACGACGAUGACAAAAGCCUCGGGGUGGAUGGUGCCGGGCUCUCCAGCAUAAAGGGAGCCAACACUGAGGAGAAACGCAAACACAUCAAGAGCCUGAUAGAGAAGAUACCCACAGCAAAACCAGAGCUGUUCUCCUACCCUCUGGACUGGUCUAUGGUCGACACGACGUUAAUGGAGCGAAGAGUUCGGCCCUGGAUCAAUAAGAAAAUCAUUGAGUACAUCGGUGAGGAGGAGCCAACAUUAGUGGACUUCGUGUGCUCAAAGGUGAUGGCCCACAGUAUGCCGCAGAGUAUUUUGGAUGAUGUUGCCAUGGUUCUUGAUGAAGAAGCUGAGGUCUUCAUAGUGAAGAUGUGGCGGUUACUCAUUUAUGAAACUGAAGCAAAGAAGAUUGGACUGGUGAAAUAAGCAUGCACAACCACAGAAAAGCCCUUAUUUUGUAUAGUAGUGUAGUGAAAUCAAACUGCAACAGAUCCUGCUCAGUCUCACUGGGUCUGAGUUGUUUUUUCUCAGACACACGGCCUCUUUCUGCAGGUCCAGGUUGGUUUAGUGUUCUUGGACUGUAAAUGAGAUUUUUGUCAGACAUCCACAACCGUAGCCGAGUUAGUGCCACUCUACUUUUAUUUCUUAUCAGUUGGCCUGUCUUCAAACAUGCAUCUGUUGCAUCACAGCAACAAUGCAUGUUUCUUUUUACAGGGAUAUUUAUUUUGGACUGGCUGAGUUUUCAUAACAUUCCUCAAUCCCAGAAUCCUGUCUACAAACUGGACCCCCUCCCCCCUCCUAACCACUGUCAGAAGAGCUAAGAACAGGAUGACAUUUUUUUUUUAAGUUUUAAAAACCUCCAUUGUAUUUUUUUGUAUUGUUGGACAUUUGAUUAAAACAUUUUUUAAAACUUUA